Messenger RNA from Mya arenaria, 1347 nucleotides. RefSeq names its product tripartite motif-containing protein 45-like. Lineage: Eukaryota; Metazoa; Mollusca; Bivalvia; Myida; Myidae. Bases 138 to 1181 code for a protein of 347 amino acids. Gene Ontology annotation, molecular function: ubiquitin-protein transferase activity; zinc ion binding. The record is from RefSeq and is a predicted model, not a curated record. The transcript has 3 exons. Gene Ontology annotation, biological process: positive regulation of DNA-templated transcription. Gene Ontology annotation, cellular component: nucleoplasm; chromatin.
CGAUAUUCUUGAGGCUCGAAGUAUUUCUGCGAACGGGUUUCGAUUGUACAUACAUGUUAACACUAAACAUUUGAAGCGUUAUGAUGAACUUCAUUUUAUUUUAACCUCGUAUAAACAAAACAUGAUACGUUUUCAAUAUGGCAAGUAAAGAAGACGAUUCGGGUUGCGAUAUAUGCCUAGAAAGCAACGUAACAGCGUACUGUGAAGAUUGCAAUGGAUACCUGUGCAAUUCAUGUUUUGAAAAGCAUGCAUUAUCAAGGUUGUUUAGAGGCCACAGUGCUAAAAUAGUCAGUGAAGAAUCCGCUAAAGAUCGUAACAUUCAGUCACUUGAUAAAGGAAAUGAAAUGAAAGGAGAUGAUCCAGGAAAAUGUGGUAAACAUGUAACGGAAAAUGAAGUGUUUUAUUGUGAUAAGCACGAUAAAGUUAUUUGUGGACGAUGUGUACAUGCGGAUCAUCGUCUUUGUGAUGGUCACAUAGCUGAUUUAAUAGAGCAGAGUAGCAACGUCGAUGCUGGACAAACACUAUCAAUGCUGAAAGAACUUCAAGAGAAUGUUAAUUCUAAAGCGAUUAAGAACGAUGAAAAUGAACGGAAUAACAGAGAAACUACUGAAAACUGUUUGGAAGAUGUAGAGAAAUUUCGACAGCAAAUAAAUGCUCGUAUAGAUUUUCUGCAAUGUCAGAUUGAAGAAAAGGCGAAAAACAAAAGCAACGCAAACAAAGUAUUGAUUAUUGAUAAAUCAUCGGUAUUUGAAGACACCCGUCAAUGGUUAAUAAGCAAAAACGAAGAAAUUCAAAAUUUGUCUGCAAAGAAACAGUCAUUAGCUUUAUGCGUAGCCUUGAAAAGAAUAGAGCGAGAGAUGCCGGAAAUUAGGAGAAAGGUAGAGGUUGCGGAUAACAGAGAUACGGCCAUGGUAUUUGCUUUUAAAGGAAAUGUAAAACUGUUGACGUUUUUGAAUGAAACGAUAAAUGAUUUCGGGGAAAUAAUAGAUGAUGUAAAUGGAAGUGAUGAGUUGGUCGACAAUGUUUCUACAUUGGUAAAACGAGAAAACACCAAAACCAAAAAGGCAAUAGGACCAAGAUGGUUUGAAUAUGACACGUCGUCCUCCGAAGGUGUUCACCGGUGCAGCGAAGACCUUUUGACGACAGUUUAUAAUGUUUUGAAAGUGGCGAAUGAGAGGUAAAUGGCUUCUGUUGCACUUCCGGCUAUUAGUUCUGCUAUUUUUGGAGUUCCUGUGCAACUAUGUGCAAUGGAAUAUGCCAGAGCCGUGAAGCGUUUCAGCAAAGAUUUUCCUGCUGCCAAUCUACGGGAGGUUCACUUUGUGGAUAUAACAGCCCAGACGAUUAAAG